Messenger RNA from Haemonchus placei, 2103 nucleotides. The record is from the annotation of a GenBank genome assembly. Lineage: Eukaryota; Metazoa; Nematoda; Chromadorea; Rhabditida; Trichostrongylidae.
AUGGAGAUAAAAUUUUUAGAACAUCGCGGAGGUCCAAGGCAACUUUUGAGAUCGGCGAAGCCUACAGUACGCAAAAAGAUAGACAUAAUUCGAGAGAAACACUUGAAGUCAGAGACACUCCAGGAACCCGACACGUUCGCUCCAGAGAUUGAAAAACAGGGAAAACCGCUAAUAGUACCGCUCAAAUCAGAAGACGUCAAAAAGCAGUCCACGUCUGAAAAGUUAGGAGAGACGUCUUUGACAGAAGCAGCGCAGCUAAGUAAGUUGACGCUAACCGAACAUGAUGAGCGAGUUUCGAGAACCAAGAAGCUUGAAGAGCUCAAACAACAGUCACAAGCAUCGAGGCAGCAUUUAGGGAUAAAAAAGCCAGCAGAAGAAUUGAAAGAUACAACAAGGUUGACGCAACUGACCUACACAUCGGAACCAGAGAAGUCGACAGAACUAACCAAAACACGACGGAAGCGCACGGAGCUGGAAGAAAGGCAAUCAGAGGAAUUAGAACAAACUUCGUUGCAAUUGCCAGGAACAGAGCCCUCGAGAGUGGCUAGGGAACGGUUCGAAGCUGGAGAGAAGUCGAUGCCCAUUAAAUCUACACAGACGACGCAAUCCUCACCUUGCAGCAAAGGACGUGCUCGCAGGCAGAUUGUCACAAGCAGAGAGAUUGUAGAGCGGCGUAUCCUCGAACGCGUAUUGACGCAACAAACUCUAGGACAAUCAUGUGUGGAAACGAAAAUCGCAGAAGAACACAUGACAAGAAAGUCUAUGGAAGACCAGAGCACCAAAGCAGUACAGCAACCAUUUACAAAGCCUGAAGAAGCUGAAGCAAUUCUGAGAAAGCCCAUUCCCAAACCUGGCGAGACUGUCCCAGCUGUGGAGAUGCCAACUCCGGGACCUCCGCAAACUCUGGGGCAAUCGGUUGUUGAGAAGGAGAUCAUGGAAAAAAGGGUGACUCAGGAGAUUAUUAAGGAAGAGGGAAUCAAAUCAGCGCAUGGACCAACUCCGAAGCCCGAUAAGGCUGUCGCAGCUGUCCAGGAACCGACUUCCAAACUUCCCCCAAGUCUAGUGAAAGCAGUUACCAAAAAGGAAAUCGUGGAAGAAUCUGUGACUCAGAAGUUCAUUGAUAGGUCAUUUAAAACUGGGUAGAAGAUGUAGGGAAGGCACCGGCGAAGACACCAAACCAGCACAGGGACCGACUCCAAAGACCCCUAAGCCUGUGAGAUAAUGAUUUUAUUGCCUUGUUCAAAUUUUCCUCAAAUCUUUUCACCAAGUUCCCUCUUCUGCAACUCCUUUCAUACACCUCCUUUGCAGACUGAGACCUUGGCAGUUCGUCAAGAGCCGAUUUCGAAACAAGUGAGGCUGCAAUUUGAAUUUCUGCAUGUUCCACCCCAAAUUCUUUGCUUGAUUAACCUUUUCUCUCCCAAACGACCUCUUUUACAGGUUGAAGUCUUACCAGCUGUGCAGGAGCCGACUCCCAAAUCCACAUACAUAUUUGCCAAUGAGGACGCCAACAACUCUCGGAAAAUCGUUGGUUGAGAGAGAAAUCGUGAAAGAACGCGUGACUCGGAAGUACAUUGAAUCAACAACUCUAGGAAAGACAGUGGUGAAGAGAGAAAUUGUGGAAGAACGCGUGACUCGGAAGUACAUUGAAGACGAAGGCAUCAAACCUUCACAGGAGCCUGAAGAAGGAAUUAAAACAGCCCAGGAACCGUCAUCGAAGACUGAACGAAGAGAAGGAAAAGUACUUAUCAAGAGGAAAAUCAUAGAAGAACAAAUAACACGAAAGAUCGUUGAGGAGGAAGUAGCUCCACUAGCGCAAGAACUAACUGCGAAGCCUCCUGAACCAGUAUGGCUUCUGCCCUUUUACAGUGUGGCGGCUCUUUAUGCUGAGCGGGAAUCUGCUCCAGAACCUGCAGAAAUCACCACUGCUUUAAAGGAACCAGGUGCCAAACCUUCAACAACUCUAGGAAAGUCAGUGGUGAAGAAAGAAAUCGUGGAAGAACGCGUGACCCGAAAGUACAUCGAAGACGAAGGCACCAAACCUUCGCAGGAGCCAACUCCCAAGCGUGUAAGAUAAUAUUUUCGUCUUUUCGAAUUCCCCUCUAA